ACUUCCAAAUAGAGAAGCCAAUGCUGCAACUCUUCAGCUCUACAAAGCUCUGAACAAACCCAAAAAUGGCAGAAACCUCAUACCCCCUACCCCUACCCUACCCCCAAACCCACUAUCAAUAUGCUUCCAGUUAUUGGUCAGUUGACCCACCCCCCCAGUCCUCUGGUCACGUGACCCACCCCACCCUUCUCUCUCACACCUUUUAGCAGGCAAAAAAAGAACUGUAACGUCAAUUUGAAAAACUUCUCUCUCUUCUCAACUCUCUUUCUCUCUCUAAAAGCUUAUAAUCUGAGUUUCUGAGUUUGAAUUCUUGGUGGGUUUUGAGAAAAAAUGGAGUAUUCUUCUUCAGAAAAUCUGGAUGAUGGAGAGUUAUGGCUACCUUCUGAUAUUUUUCCAGUAGAAGAAACUGUUUCUUCUACUAAUAAUAAUAAGCUCAGUUCUUCUCUUUGCUGUUGUUACUCUUGUGUUCUUCUUCUUCGUCAUCAUCAUCACAAUAAUCAUAGCUCCAUUUUCAUGGCUGAACAAGAAGUAUCUGCUGCUAUUUCACUUCUUCAAUACCGUACUCAUAAUACCCACAGUGUUCCAAAGCCAUUUCCCAUUACUGAGCGGCGGUUCAGACCGGCUGAGAGGUGCUGUAGCUGUACGGAUUGUUCAAUUUCAGAGUAUUUUGAACGGAAUAGAAGAGGAAGAGAGCUGCUUCUAACCGGUCCACCACCGGUUUAUCCACCGGUUCAACUUCAACACCAGGUUGAGAGUUUGAUGGAAGCAAGAGCUCUGAUUUUACAGAAGGAAGAGCAGAACCGGUUCAUCAGAAUGCAGAGAAGAAAUCCCGGCCUAGACCGGGUCGCCGGAAACCGGGUUUCGCCAUUUGUGGGAGGCGGUGGCAGUGGCGGUGGUUUUAAUGGUGAAAGUAGUUCUGUGAGAGAUUAUGGUGGAACUGGUGUCUUCCUCCCUAGAAUACCCACCAAUAUCAACAACAAUGGUAGAAAGAGACCAGGUGGUAAAAAUAGGCAAGAUGUUCAACAAACUAAUCAGAGAUAUCCAUGCAUAUGAGAAAUGGCAAAAACCUAAAGAAUUGGACCUAUUGAUAUAUAGUAAUUUGAUCUUUAGAUAUAGUAAUUUGGUAGAUUUAAAUAAUUGAACUUAGCAUAUGGUUGUGUGUGUAAUUUUUAUCUAAUUACCAAUUGUCUUUUUGAGGGAAAAUGGUGGUGUCUUUUGGCAAAAGGGCCUGUUUUUAAAUCUUUCCCUUUUUUGGUGUCUACAUAUGGCAAUUGUAAUGUGACUUCUCUUUAAAUAUGUGUAUUAUAAUAAAUGCUUCUAGUUUUGG
Messenger RNA from Solanum tuberosum (potato), 1327 nucleotides. RefSeq lists its product as uncharacterized. NCBI's taxonomy places the organism in Eukaryota, Viridiplantae, Streptophyta, Magnoliopsida, Solanales, Solanaceae. Bases 331 to 1053 code for a protein of 240 amino acids. The record is from RefSeq and is a predicted model, not a curated record. The transcript is spliced from 4 exons.